Messenger RNA from Symbiodinium sp. CCMP2456, 966 nucleotides. NCBI's taxonomy places the organism in Eukaryota, Dinophyceae, Suessiales, Symbiodiniaceae. The record is from the annotation of a GenBank genome assembly.
AUGGCGUCUGUCAUCUCCACACAGCUUUCGGGUCAACUUGGCAGCUUUAACGAAAGGGUCAACAUCCUUCACAACGAGCUGACCAUUGAGGCGAACGAGCGAAAAUCUGACAUGGCUGUCAUUAACAAAAGGUUGGAUGACAUGGAUAUUAAGCUUGGCAACCAAUCGAAGGCUCAGGGAUCAGGCUUUCGGGCGGUACCUCCCCCUCCUGAUCCAUGGGCAAGGACUCCGAAUCUGACUACGCCCCAGGGGACUUCAGGACCACAGCUUCCCUCCUCCUCAGUUGAUCCUUGGAGCAGGUUCAUGUCCCGACCGGGCUCAGGAGGCGAGUCUGGAAAGGGCAGUGAUGGUGGUUCAUCCAGUGCAGUUCAGGACACGGAUUUCAAUCGUAUCUUGGCUGGAGGUUGGGCCACGGACACACCACGAGCAGCAAUAGAAAGAGAUCUCUCUGAGGCGAUUGUUUUCUGGGAUCCACAGUAUAAGAGUCAGAUCACAAAGACUUUUGUGUUUGGGAAGCGCGCCAAGACGGCCAACAUCAUUUUAUCCUCUCUUCCCCAUGACCUCGCCAGAGAUCGCUUCUACGCCAUCCAGCGGUCCUAUAGUAACAAGAUCAAAACCAGUACUGGAGACCUGCUCUACUUCUCUCCCCACCGUUCUGCACCCCUUCGAGCAAAAAAUAGGAGCACAAGGAUGGCAAAGGACAUUGUGGAGAGAAUCAGUGGGCAAGGUUGUGACGAUCCAGCAUCUCCUCUUGAACUUGACUGGGGUCGUCAGCUUCUCUGGUGGGGAAAGGAGAGGGUUGCAGCAGGCACUGAGACCCAGCUCCUUGCCGGCCCUAGCGACCGAGUGAUGCCGAGACAACUUAUCGACGAGUACAAAGAGCAAUCUCAGUUCUUCUUCAAUGCUACACUGCUGGCCUCCAAGUGUGGAAGCUCGGUUGGAGACAUCGAGACCGCAAUUCGUGCC